Messenger RNA from Hemiscyllium ocellatum (epaulette shark), 4146 nucleotides. Its product is annotated as integrin alpha-5-like. The record is from RefSeq and is a predicted model, not a curated record. Gene Ontology annotation, molecular function: integrin binding. Gene Ontology annotation, biological process: cell adhesion mediated by integrin; cell-cell adhesion; integrin-mediated signaling pathway. The transcript is spliced from 30 exons. Bases 1 to 3009 code for a protein of 1002 amino acids. NCBI's taxonomy places the organism in Eukaryota, Metazoa, Chordata, Chondrichthyes, Orectolobiformes, Hemiscylliidae. Gene Ontology annotation, cellular component: integrin complex; external side of plasma membrane.
AUGGGGUUCGCCAUUGACCAGAAACUGAACCAGCUACAGAAGGACAGAGGCUACAAGAGCAGGCCGAGUGUGCUGGUCGGAGCUCCGAAAGCUAACACCAGCCAACCGAACAUAACCGAGGCCGGGGCUGUCUAUUCUUGUGCCUGGGACACCAAUGGGACCGACUGCGUGCAGCUCCCCUUUGAUCUGACAGGGAACCGGCUCCACAACGAGACGGAAGUCCUUGAGUUCAAAUCCAACCAGUGGUUUGGCGCAAGUAUUCGAUCGUCCAAUCGCACAAUAGUGGCAUGUGCACCUCGCUACAGAUGGAGAGGUAAUGAGGAGCUGCGGGAGCUGGUUGGAACCUGUUACCUGUCGCUGCGGAACUUCAGUGAUGUGCUGGAGUACGCUCCGUGUCGCACCAAAUGGCACACGCCAGCUGGCCAGGGUUAUUGCCAAGGUGGUUUCAGUGCCGACCUGACCGAGAAUGGGCGAGUGGUGCUUGGAGGGCCUGGCAGUUUCUACUGGCAAGGGCAGCUCCUUUCUGCCAACAUUGAGAACAUUGUCCCACCUCAGGCUGACUUCAGCUACAUCCAGUACACGGUCGGAGAAAUCUACAACAAGCAAUCCGAGAGCAGGCACGAUGACAGCUACCUGGGUUACUCUGUGGCCGUUGGAGAGUUCAGCGGAGAUUCUGUUGAAGAUUAUGUGACUGGGGUGCCCCGUGGGCUGGAGACGGUCGGUUAUGUGAGGAUUUUAAACGGGACAAACAUGGAGACCAUAUUCAACUUCUCUGGUGAGCAAAUGGCUUCGUAUUUUGGCUACGCUGUCGCAGUGACGGACAUUAACAACGAUGGGCUCGAUGAUAUUCUGGUCGGGGCUCCGAUGUACAUGGAGCGGGAGCCCGGGGGCAGGCUGCAGGAGGUUGGACGGGUAUACGUUUAUUUGCAGACUGGCCUCUUGGAAUACAAGGUCCAUCAGAACCUGACUGGUACAGACAUCUACGGUCGCUAUGGGACGUCGGUGGCGGGGUUGAGAGACCUGGAUCAGGACGGAUUCAAUGAUGUGGCAGUAGGUGCUCCUUAUGCUGGCGACAAGGGCCAGGGCCUGGUCUACAUCUACAACGGGCGGCCUGAUGGCCUCAACAGUACCCCGUCCCAAAUCCUGGUGGGCAUGUGGGCCAGUGCCACCAGUGUGCCAGCCAGUUUUGGAUUCUCAGCGCGGGGAGCGAUGGACCUGGAUAUGAAUGGGUACCCAGAUGUGAUUGUUGGGGCUUUUGGUGUUGACCAUGCUGUUGUGUACAGGGCUCGGCCAAUUGUCUGGGCGAGUGCCAAUUUGAAAGUGAGCCCUCCCGUCUUCAACCCUGAGGAGAAGGGGUGCACCAUAAAUGGCACUGACAUCCAGGUCACAUGCAUCAAUGUCAGCUUUUGCCUGAGUGCCUCUGGGAAACACGUGCCAGAGUGGAUUGGUUUCAGGGUGGAGUUGGAAUUGGAUAGCCUGAAGCAGACUGGGGCGAUCAAGAGGGUGCUGUUCCUCGAUUCACGCCAGCCUCUCUUCCAGGACAGGGUGGCCAUCAACAAUGGGCAUGGCGAAGUCUGCCAAGACCUGAAGAUAUACCUGCAGGAAGAGCAUGAAUUUCGCGACAAGCUCUCGCUGAUCCAGGUGGCCAUGAACUUCAGCCUGGAUCCGACAAUGCCCCUCGACCAUCACGGCCUGCAGCCCAUCCUCAGCUAUUCGACCAGGGAGUACCUCACCCAGGAGGCCCAGAUCCAACUGGAUUGCGGUGACGAUAACGUCUGUGUGCCAGACCUCCAACUUUCUGUCAAUGGGGACAGGAAGACGGUGUACCAUGGGGAUGAGAACCCACUCACGCUGAUCUUCGAGGCGAAAAAUCUGGGGGAGGGAGGAGCCUACGAAGCCGAGCUCCACGUCUUUGUCCCCCCUGAGGCGGAGUACAGCGGAAUCGUGCGCAACGAGAGUCUGGCGAAGCUGAGCUGCACGUACUGCAACGAGACGGUGGUCUGUGAUCUGGGCAACCCGAUGAAAUCUGGAGCCGAAGUCUCCGGGGGUCUCCGUUUCACCGUCCAUCAUCUGCACGGUGACAAGAAAUCUAUCGAGUUUGAGCUGCAGAUUCGCAGUAAAAACCUCAACAAUUCGAGAAGCAACAUGGUGCCCUACAAGCUCAAGGUGGAGGUGGAGGCACACAUCAGCACCCGAGGUGCCCCCAUCCCGAAGGAGAUCCUCUUCGCCACGAGCAGCCAGAAGCCCGGAAAAGAGCCAAUCACUGAAGAGGAUGUGGGGCCGCCACUCAAAUACGUCUUUGAGGUUUCCAACAAUGGUCCCAGCUCCAUCAGUUACUCCAUCCUGCAUGUGACCUGUCCAGUGCGUUAUCAGAAAGAGCGCCUGCUCUAUCUCACCGAUUAUAAAACAGUGGGGCCUGUCCUGAACUGUACUGUCAGCAGCUCCCUCAACCCUCUGCAGCUGAAGCUGCAGAGCCCCCCAGUGGAAUCAGCCCGGACGCUAAAUGUCAGUUCGGAGAAGCCGGAUCAUUCUAUCCGCCGUCGGGAAGCAGCGAGGAAGCAGCUGGGGGAUCUGGAGAGUCUGAGUUGCCAGCACGUGGAGUGCCUGAGCCUGAUUUGUGAGGUCGGUUUGCUGAGCAAGGGCGCCAACGUGGUACUGGAGAUCCGGACCCGGGUGUGGGCACACACUUUCCUCCAGAGGCAGCACCAACCUUUCACACUGCCAUGCAAUGCCACAUACCAGGCGCACCGCAUGCCUUAUCAGAUCCUGCCCAAGGCCUACCCGGGAGGAAGCUUGCUGGUCUCGACUCCUGUGAUGUGGAUCAAGCCAGAAAAUUCAUAUUCUGUCCCCCUCUGGAUUAUUAUCCUGGCUGUGUUGGUCGGUCUGCUCUUGCUCGCUCUCCUCAUCUUCAUCUUGUACAAGCUCGGGUUCUUCAAGAGGGCCAAGCUGCCACACGGGACGGCGAUGGAAACGGCACACCUGAAGCCACAGGCCACAUCAGAGGCUUAAUGGCAGCUUGGCAGCGGCCUAGUGACCGAAGAGCGACCCAUGCUGCACUGCUUCCUUCGCUGGCCCUGCUCGCUCGGAGAGAGCAGCCCUGAGUGACCGUCCUGUCCUGUCGCCUUGGCAACAGACCGCUCGGAGCGACCACAAACUCUCCUCGAAACACGUUAUUUAAGGAAAUUAUUCAGAAGCACUGAUUGUGAUUUGAAACCAUUCUUUCAUGCUCCCUCGAUGGCUGUAUCGAGAUGUGCUGGGUUUUGAUGUAAAUUUUUCAAGCUGUUCUCAGAUGCAAUAUAUUUUAUAUCUUCUAUUUUUUUUUCUGCUCCCCGCUGUGACCGACAGAACCAGGAUUGGCCGAUGUGAAUCCUCUUACUCCCAGCAUCCCCCACCCCAACAAGGGAGAGAGGGGAUAAGGGCCGUGUCCCCUCCCCCUCUCCCUCCCCAAACCAGGUUUCCAAUCAGGAAUGGCUAAGGUGCUAAGGGGCGGGGGAGGGGCCCAGGACAAAUGAGCUCUUUCCGAAACUCAGUGGGGAGUCGGGGAGAGGCCGAGGUGCACAAGGGAAACGGAUUUCUCCAUUGGCUUCUCCGGUUCAUCAGUGAGCGCCCGCCCCAUCCCCCCUCCAUCCUGGCCCAGCGGUGAUACCUCCCUCAGACCCAUCGCCAUCAUCUUUGCCAAGGGGUGCCACUGUCCAUGCACAGAGCUCACCUAUUCUCCCUGCUUCACCCCCCCCCCCCCCCCCCCACGCCCACCUGAAACCGCGACAGUCCUGGGGGUGGGGCUGCCCAGUGAUCCCACAGGGUGGGCACCGUGCCCAGCGAGUGUGGCGUGUGGGUCAGGGGGAGCAGGGCACGGAGCUGAGGAGGUGGAGAGAGAUCAGGAGGUGGAGGUUUCAAGGGGAGGCCGCCCUUCAGGAGGGAGGGUGGGUGCCCAAGAGGGGCCGCCUCAGUCUCUGACACAGAGCGCUGCCAACUUUGCGAUGGCAUCCACAGCAAGAGGUUGUUCCAGUCACUGAGAGAAACCGGGCACCAGCUCGGUCCGAACAGCUGUGCGUUCUCAUUGGGUUGGCCACCUUUAAUUUUUAUUAACAAAGUUGUACAUUAAUUAAGGAAUUAAAUUGAAAUAUACCUUUGUAAAUCAAAGAA